AUGGAACAUCGAAACGCAUCAACACCGCGACAAGUUGCCUGGGAGAAGAAUCGAGGCGGCGAGGAAGACAACGACGACGAUAUGAAUCUCACUCUUGAAGAAGCGUCGCAGUCCCUUCUCUCCGCCCACAACACCAAACCCUCUCACCAAAAACACCAACAAACCCAGCCCAACCACCACCGACGACGAUUCACAGCCACCUACACCCGCCUCGCCCUCCUCCUAGGCGCCUCCCUCCUUCUAGGCGCCGCCCUCUCAGCCCUCAUAACCACCGCUCUGGCAACGCGCAUCCGAGCCCUCCACGCCUCCCACCGAAACGACAACACCCUCGCCUCCUCCUCCUCCUCCUCCUCCUCUUCCGCAAAAGACGACCCCUCCACCCGCCCAGUAUCCUACCUCCAACAAGCCCCCUGCGGCUCCACCCCCACCCAAGCCCGCGCCGCCGGCUGCGAAUUCGACCUCAUAAGCUUCAACUGGCUCCCAUCUCAAUGCCACGACGCCGCCCUCGCAGCAACCUUUGAAGCGGAACUCGUCGAGGCGGGACAGCUCGCCUGGUUCGAGGACGCAAACCGCACGCGGCCUUCGCUUACGAGAGAGCAGAUCAUGACGGGGGAGUAUACGGGUGUGUACGUUAGUCUGGGAUACCACUUGCGUCACUGCACGGCCAUGUGGAAGCGGAUGCACCGCGCGCUGAUGCAGAGUCAGGGCGGGAACGGCGGCGGCGGCGGCGGCGGCGGCGGGCUGGAGAGGGUCGAUAGCUAUAUCUGGAGUUAUCACCACACGCGGCACUGCGAGGAGGUGCUGCUGACGAGGUAUGCAGAGGCCGAUGUCGGGGAGGUCUUCACGACUGAGGUGAGGAUUAAGUAUCCUGAUUGCGGCGUCGUCUUGGGGCCCGCAGAUUGA
Colletotrichum orchidophilum is the source of this 903-nucleotide messenger RNA. RefSeq lists its product as uncharacterized. NCBI's taxonomy places the organism in Eukaryota, Fungi, Ascomycota, Sordariomycetes, Glomerellales, Glomerellaceae. The transcript has a single exon. The record is from RefSeq and is a predicted model, not a curated record. The coding region runs from base 1 to 903 and encodes 300 amino acids.